CUAGGUAGGGUAGGGAUAGGAUGGAUCCAGAGUUGCACAAGGCGGCGGUGCAGGGGAGCGUGACAAGCCUGAGGAAGCUGGUGGCCGAGCGCCCCGGCAUCCUUGGUUCCAAGACGCCGCAGGGGAACACCGCGCUGCACAUCGCCACCGAGCUCGGCCAUGCCGGCUUCUUGAAGGAGGCCCUCGGUGUGGACUGCAAGCUACUCGCCACAAGGAACGCCGACGGCGACACGCCGCUGCACCUGGCGGCCAGGAUGGGGAAGUUGGACGUGGCGGAGCUGCUCGUCAGCCGCGCCAGCGCAUGGCGUGCGGAGCACUCCCCUGGGAGCGAGCAGGAGCCUCUGUUCAUGGCCAACAAGGCCGGCGACACCCCGCUACACGACGCGGUGAAGCAGGGCAGGAGCACCGUGGCGCUCAUGCUGUUGGCCGCCGAGCCCAGCGUCGGCCACACGCUCAACAUGAGGAAGGAGUCGCCGCUGCACAUCGCCGCCCGGGAGGGCCUCGCCGACGUCGUGGCCAAGAUCGUCCGCCAGCCCUGGGUCCACGAGAAGUUUGUCCCCUCCGACUCCACCAACGGCACCGCCCUGCACCAAGCCGUCCUCGGCGGACGCAUCCGUGUGGUGGAGAUGUUGCUUGACGCGACGCCGCAGGAGCAGAUCGGGCUGACGGACUCGAGGGAGAACAACGCGCUGCACUACGCGGCGCUCAAGAACAACGCCCGCGUGGUGAGGCUGCUGCUGAACCGGAAGGUGGAGCUGGCCUACAAGCGCAACCGCGACCUGCAGUCGCCGCUGCACGUGGCCGCCUGCAAGGGCUCGACGGAGGCCAUGGUGGAGCUGCUAAGGCAUUGCCCUGACGCGGCGGAGACGGUGGACAGCAACGGCAGGAACGCCUUCCACUUGGCCAUCAUCAGCGGCAGUGUGGACGCCCUCAAGUGCCUGCUCAAGCACGUCCGCCCCGAGGAGAUCGUCAAUCAUGUCGACCACGCCGGCAACACGCCGCUGCACCUCGCGGCUGCCCUGUCGCGCAUCCAGUCGACGCUGCUCCUGCUCAAGGACCGCCGCGUCAACCCCUGCGUCCUCAACCGGGACGGCCAGUCUGCGCGCAGUCUCCUAGAGAAGCGCGACACCACCGAGGAGAUGGACGCCUACGAGAUGUACAUGUGGAAGAAGCUCAAGGAGUCCGAGGCCUCCAGGUGCAAGAACGAGCUGCUGCCUCCGGUCGCGUCUGACCAGUGGGUGCGCAGACGGAGGGCUGGCAACGACGAGUUCAACGUCGGGACCUACACGCUGGUGGGCACGCUGAUCGCCACCGUCAGCUUCGCCGCCACCUUCACCAUGCCGGGGGGUUACAGCCAGACCGAGGGCACGGCCAUCCACGGCCACAAGGCGGAGUUCAAGAUCUUCCUCAUCUCCAACACCGUCGCCCUCUGCAGCUCCAUCGUCGUCGUCUUCUGUCCAACCAUGUGGGCGUGGCGGGACCCCGUCGAGGUCGAGCUCAAGCUCGAUCAGCUCAUGUGGAGACGCAGGCUCACAAACCUCGCCUUCCUUGCCAUGCUUGUCUCCUUCAUGACCGCCGUCUACAUCACCGUUGAGCCCACCACGAGGUGGCCUGCGUACCUUGUGAUCGCCAUCGUAGCCAGCACUCCCGCCGUCGUGUUCCUCACCCUUGGUAAAGAGACAUUCUACGUCCCACUAUAAUUACUCACUUUUAGGCUUUUAGCAAUGCAAUAUGUAAGCCUGAUUUUUAAAUUUGAUCAAGUUGAUUU
This is a messenger RNA of Triticum dicoccoides, 1768 nucleotides long. RefSeq names its product ankyrin repeat-containing protein At5g02620-like. The record is from RefSeq and is a predicted model, not a curated record. The coding region runs from base 21 to 1700 and encodes 559 amino acids. Gene Ontology annotation, molecular function: protein binding. The transcript is spliced from 2 exons. Gene Ontology annotation, cellular component: plasma membrane. NCBI's taxonomy places the organism in Eukaryota, Viridiplantae, Streptophyta, Magnoliopsida, Poales, Poaceae.